UCUCUUUGCUUUUGAGUAUUUGUUGGCAAAGCUCAUUUGAAAGCAUCACCAAAUUACAACAAGAAAACAUGCAAAAGCAAGCUUUGGUUAUAUUGUUUUACAACCUCUCAAGCUCAUCUUUGCUUCUCCUUCUCUUCCUAUACUACUCAUCAAUUUUGCUUGCCAAGUUCUUCUACUUCAUUGGAAGUUACUCGCUUCUCCAAAGGAAUCGAAAUGGAUAUGAUUACAGUAUGUUCUCUGAGGAAGAAGAAGAAGAAGAAGAAGAAGAAGAAGAAGAUUAUUGUGUUGAAAGGUAUAACUACAAGGCCAACUGCAUGGAAAAUGACCACCUUGUGGCUGACAUAAUUCGUGGUGGUGAAUCACUUAUUUUCCUGCCGGACAGCAGCUUUCAAAGACCUCGAAAUGAUGUCCAUGAUGAUCAGCUCAUCACGAGUGAGGAUCAAGAAUAUGCAAGUUGUUACACUGAACAGUCACCUAGUUCAGAUUCUGAACACCAUCAUGAUGAUGAUGAUACAGAUUUGUUUGAUCAUGAAGAGAUCCCAACAAAAGAUGGCGAUUCACUUGACAAUUUUGAUGAUGGUCCCACUCCUAUAGUCUCACCAAUGGACAAAAGUGAUGUGGACAAUGAUGAAGAUGGUGAUGAAAAUUUUUGUAAUCAAAAAAUCAAACCAAGGGUGCAAACAGAUUUUUCAAGUGACAAGUUUUUUGUUAUAGGACCAACAGUGGAGUCUAAGAAGUUAGUAGGUGAGGAGCAGGAUGAUAAUGAACCAAUCUAUGGUGACUCUUACACAAUAGGCUCAACAUCAAAGAGCUCAUCUGAGUGGAGAAGCUCAAUAAAUUGCAGAGAUUCAGGGACUGAAGAUCCAUUUUCAUCUUCCUCAAGAAGAAGUUGUCCCAAAUGGGAAUCCUACACUGUGUUCCAAAAAUAUGAUGAAGAGAUGAUGUUCCUUGACAGAAUCAGUGCACAAAAGCUCCAAGAAACAGAAUCACUAAGGUCCAUUCAAGCUUGCCCAAGAUCAAUAUCUGAGAGAAUAGUCCACAAGUUUGCGACAAUGAACAAAAAACCAUCAGAUAUCAGACAGAAUCCAUACCAUGAACUGGAAUCUGCAUACGUUGCUCAAAUUUGCUUGACUUGGGAAGCUCUUAACUGGAACUAUAAGAACUUUGAACAUAAAAGAGCCUCUAGAAAAGAUUUCGACUGUCCUGCCAUCAUUGCUCAACAGUUUCAACAAUUCCAAGUUCUUUUACAAAGAUACAUCGAAAAUGAGCCUUAUGAACAAGGGCGUAGACCCGAGGUGUAUGCCAGGAUGAGGCUUUUGGCCCCAAAGUUGCUUCUGGUUCCUGAAUAUCGAGAUUAUGAGGAAGAUGAAAGAGAUGAAGGGUUUGGGCCAAGAAUAUCAGCAGAAACAUUUGUGGUGAUAAUGGAGGAUGGAAUCCAAACCUUCAUGAAUUUUCUCAAGGCAGACAAGGAGAAACCAUGCCAACUCAUUAAAAAAUUCUUUGGGAUGAAGAGAAGAGGCUCAGUUGACCCUACACUCCUUCAGCUCAUGAAAAAAGUUAAUGCUAAAAAAAGGAUGAAGCUUAAAGACCUUAAAAGGGCUAAGAAAUGCAUAAGGAGAAGGAAAGUGAAGGUGGAGAAAGAGAUGGACAUAUUGAUGGGUCUGAUUGACCUAAAAGUGGUGUCAAGGGUUUUGAGAAUGACUGAUCUAACUGAACAACAAUUGCAUUGGUGUGAGGAGAAGAUGAGCAAAGUCAGGAUUUCAGAAGGCCAACUCCAUAGAGAUUCCUCUACCCUUUUUUUCCCAGCUCACUAAUUAACCCACCACCUUUUUCUAAAUAUUACACCAUAUGCAAAAAAAAAUUUCUUCUUCUUUCAUUACAAAACCAUAUCUAAAUGUGCAUCACUGCACCAUAUGGAUAAUCCUAGGCUAGCUUUUGUAUAUAGCUAUACCUAUAUUAUACCGGAUGUAGUGACAUAGAAUUUGUUAGAAAAUUAAGAUAUAGGUUCUAUACAUGAAACAUGAUAAUAAUAAAUUUUAUGAUAUUUAAUAAAACUGUAAAAUUUUAAAUAUCACACUUCCAAUAAUAUUUCGAUUUAGAUAUUUUAACUACAAUAGUAAAUAUCUCGAAUAUGGCAUACUAUUGUGAAGAAUAGGUUUGGAUUUGAAUAUUUGAACCUAUUAUUCACUUUAAUUUUUUUUACUUACGAAUAUUGCAUCAUUGUUGAAAUAGGAACAAAACAAAGUCCAACAACAUGUGAGGGUGACAUGGAAUUUGGAGAUUUUGGGAAUCCAUAGAAAUAUUGGAGAAAAGCAGAUAAGCCAGGUGAUUUUUUAUUUAUUUAUUCAUCAACUGAAAGUGAAAGAGCAGACAUAAAGCAAGGAACAUUGAAGAGUAGAUACUACAGUGGGAGUAGCUUUGUUAGGUUACUUUAGCUUUAUGUCAUUAGGGGGUUGUCAACAAGGAUACGAGGGCUCUACGUUAUCAAAAGAAGAGAAGGAUAAGAAGUAACUCUCACACAUGCAUACCAACACAGUAAAAAGGAAUUUGCACAUGCUACCACUCUAAAGCAAAAUCAUUAUAGAAUUAUGUAAAAGAAAUUGGUUUUUUUAAAGAUAAUUAUGAACAAAAUUCAUUAGUAUACAUUCUAAAAAAAUUUUAA
Messenger RNA from Gossypium raimondii (Peruvian cotton), 2662 nucleotides. RefSeq lists its product as uncharacterized. The transcript is spliced from 6 exons. The record is from RefSeq and is a predicted model, not a curated record. The coding region runs from base 69 to 1814 and encodes 581 amino acids. Lineage: Eukaryota; Viridiplantae; Streptophyta; Magnoliopsida; Malvales; Malvaceae.